GGGACAAACGCGAGCGACUGGCCACUAUACCUCCACGGUGCUCUGCUCGCAAUGCGCACAACGACAUCGCGAAUGACAGGGUAUACCCCUUACUACCUUCUGUAUGGGCAGAACCCCGUCUUUGGCUUCGACGUUGCGGACCGAACGUGGUCGGCGCUCGAUUGGUAUGCCGUCAAGGAUACUGCUGACCUCUUGGCUCUUCGCCUGAAGCAGAUCACGCGGCGCGAAGUCGACAUCGGGAGAGCAAUGGAUCGGGUCAACGAGAAUCGCAAGAAGGCUGUCGAAGCGCACGAAAGGAAGUACGCAGGUAAGAUACAGAAGGAGAUGUGGCCGAUAGGAACGCUCGUCCUGGUUCACCAGACGUGGCUAGAUAAUCAGCACGGACACAAGGGUGCGCUGAGAUGGGCUGGCCCGUACGUAGUACGGCGGGUUAUUGACCGCUUCUACGAAUUGACGGAGCUCGACGGGACCAUCAUGAAGGGAGCCUUCGCUGCUGACAGAAUCAAGAAGUUUUUCUACAGG
Molecule: messenger RNA, 522 nt
Organism: Postia placenta MAD-698-R-SB12
Lineage: Eukaryota; Fungi; Basidiomycota; Agaricomycetes; Polyporales; Adustoporiaceae
Exons: 1
Molecular function (GO): nucleic acid binding
Source: RefSeq, a predicted model, not a curated record